AUGGGCAGUCAGACUUGGGAAGAGAUCGUUUCCCAGAAACGGAACAAUAGAGAUCAACUCAUCGCACCGUACUUAGUCAACGUAACUCAACGUCUGCCGCAAGUACGGAAUGUCGGAGAGCGUACUCGACUAGAAGAUCCCUUGUAUCAAAAGAUCACGGAUAUUGACAGUGUCGCCACCCUGCUGGAAUCUCUGGAGAAAGGGGAGUUUCAAGCGGAACAAGUGAUCAAGGCAUAUAUCCAACGGGCUGUGAUAGCCCAUCAAUUGACAAACAGCCUGACCGAGGUUCUUUUCGAAGAUGCCCUAGAACAGGCAAAGCAGCUAGACGUCGACUUCACAGAAACCGGAAAGCUCAAAGGUCCUCUACAUGGGAUUCCGAUUACGCUGAAAGACCAAUUCAAUGUCAAAGGCGUCGAUACGACCCUGGGAUAUGUAGGCAGGUCCUUCAUCCCGGCUCAGGAAGACGCUGUGCUCGUGCAGAUCUUAAAGAACAUGGGCGCUAUUGUCAUCGCGAAGACAAACAUUCCGCAGAGUAUCAUGUGGGCCGAAACCGAGAAUCCCCUCUGGGGACUCACCACCAAUCCUCACAAUCCAAUUUAUUCAGCUGGUGGCUCAACUGGCGGCGAAGGUGCUUUGUUGAAAUUGCAUGGAUCACUCUUCGGAUUUGGAACUGAUAUCGGCGGAAGCGUGAGAAUCCCACAAGCUACAGUGGGAUUGUAUGGCUUCAAGCCAAGCAGCGCUCGGAUCCCUUAUCAGGGCGUACCCGUCUCCACCGAGGGCCAAGAACAUGUGCCAUCUGCUAUCGGCCCGAUGGCCCGAGAUCUCCGGUCGAUCUGCUAUGUGAGCCGCCUGAUAGCGAACAGCCAGCCCUGGGACGUCGAUCCUCGCUGUGUUCCCCUUCUUUGGAAUGAUACUGCGUUCCAAGAAAUUCAAGACCGACCUAUGGUCAUCGGCUUAAUUCUGGAUGACGGCGUGGUCAAGGUACACCCGCCUAUUGCACGUGCCCUGCUAGAACUCUCAGAGGUGCUUAAAGCACAUGGCCACGAGGUUGUACUCUGGGAUACGUCUGACCACCAGGGAUGCAUUGAGAUUAUGGAUCUCUUCUAUACGGUCGACGGGUGUGAGGAUAUUCGUCGGGAUGUAGCCGUUGCCGGCGAGCCGUUUAUUCCACACGUUGAAACGCUGCUCAACCGCGGCAAGGCUAUCUCGGUUUAUGAGUACUGGCAGUUGAACAAGCGAAAAAUUGCGGUGCAAAAGAAAUAUCUGGAUAAAUGGAAUGCAGUGCAGUCUCCGUCGGGUCGGCCUGUCGAUAUUCUAUUGAGUCCUACUUUGCCGCAUACAACUUUGCCUCAUCGCAAACUCCGGUGGGUUGGCUACACCAAGAUUUGGAAUUUCCUGGACUAUCCGGCUUUGACGUUUCCGGUGGAUCGAGUGAGGGCUGAGCUGGAUGUGUUGCCAUCGAAGCCUUAUGUCCCAAGGAACAGUCAAGAUGAGUGGAAUUGGAAUCUUUUCGAUGCGAACCAGGCAGAUGGAUAUCCCGUGAAUCUGCAGAUUAUCGGGAAGAAAUUCCAGGAAGAGAAGGUACUGGGGGCUGCUACAGUUAUUGAGAAGCUCUGGAAGAGCCACGUCGACAAAUCUAAUCGAGCUAUCUGA
Penicillium coprophilum is the source of this 1653-nucleotide messenger RNA. Its product is annotated as amidase. Lineage: Eukaryota; Fungi; Ascomycota; Eurotiomycetes; Eurotiales; Aspergillaceae. The transcript has 5 exons. The record is from RefSeq and is a predicted model, not a curated record. Bases 1 to 1653 code for a protein of 550 amino acids.